Messenger RNA from Rhinopithecus roxellana (golden snub-nosed monkey), 3359 nucleotides. RefSeq names its product zinc finger and BTB domain containing 49 (gene ZBTB49). The transcript has 9 exons. Gene Ontology annotation, molecular function: DNA-binding transcription factor activity, RNA polymerase II-specific; protein binding; RNA polymerase II cis-regulatory region sequence-specific DNA binding. The coding region runs from base 176 to 2470 and encodes 764 amino acids. Gene Ontology annotation, biological process: regulation of transcription by RNA polymerase II. Gene Ontology annotation, cellular component: nucleus. Lineage: Eukaryota; Metazoa; Chordata; Mammalia; Primates; Cercopithecidae. The record is from RefSeq and is a predicted model, not a curated record.
AGCGGAAGUGACACCAUCGGAAGCAGGAGGGCGGUUCCGGCAAGCCAAGGGGGCGUUGUCGGGAUGGUUCCGCGGCCGGCGGGUCUCUGCGAGCGCCUCUGAGGGCAGCUGCUGCAGGUGAAGAGUAGGCGGCGGGGCAGAGAGCGGCCUCCGAGGGUCACUUGAAUGGUUGAGCAUGGACCCUGUUGCUACCCACAGCUGCCAUCUCCUCCAGCAACUGCAUGAGCAGCGAAUCCAAGGCCUGCUUUGUGACUGUAUGUUGGUGGUAAAAGGAGUCUGCUUUAAAGCACAUAAGAAUGUCCUGGCAGCAUUCAGCCAGUAUUUUAGGAGCCUCUUUCAGAAUUCUUCAAGCCAGAAGAGUGAUGUUUUUCACUUGGAUGUUAAAAACGUCAGUGGCAUAGGGCAGAUCCUGGACUUCAUGUACACUUCUCAUCUAGAUCUUAACCAGGACAAUAUACAAGUGAUGCUGGACACAGCACAAUGUUUGCAAGUUCAAAAUGUUCUGAGUCUGUGUCACACAUUUUUAAAAUCAGCCACUGUAGUACAGCCACCUGGCAUGCCUUGUACCUUGUCUCUGCAAAGCACCCUGACCCCAGAUGCCACUUGUGUUAUCAGUGAAAACAACUACCCCCCUCAUUUACUGCAGGAAUGUUCGGCAGAUGCACAGCGUAAUAAAGUGUUGGAUGAAUCGCAUCCGCAUGCUUCACCAUCAGUUAAUCGUCAUCACUCCGCAGGUGAAGUCUCAAAACAAGCCCCUGAUACUUCAGACGGCAGCUGCACACAACUGCCUUUCAAACAGCCAAAUUACUAUUACAAACUCAGAAACUUUUACAGUAAGCAGUACCAUAAACACGCAGCUGGUCCCAGUCAGGAGCGAGUUGUUGAGCAGCCUUUUGCUUUCAGCACCUCCACAGACCUUACCACGGCAGACAGCCAGCCUUGUGCUGUCAGUCAUUCCGAAUGCAUCCUGGAGUCUCCUGAGCACUUACCUUCCAACUUCCUGGCCCAGCCUGUGAAUGACUCUGCCCCACACCCUGAGUCAGACGCCACGUGCCAACAACCUGCCAAGCAGAUGAGGCUCAAAAAAGCCAUUCAUCUGAAGAAACUCAAUUUCCUAAAGUCACAGAAAUCCGCAGAGCAAGUAUCUGAACGCAAGUCAGAUGAUGGUUUGACAAAGAGGAUGGAAUCUGCUAGUGAAAAUAUCCUAGAGAAAGCUAGCAGCCAAAGUGCUGAAGAAAAAGAAAGUGAAGAAGUCGUCAGUUGUGAGAAUUUUAAUUGCCUUAGUGAGACGGAGAGGCACGAAGACCCAGCUGCACUGGAAGACCAGUCCCAGACACUUCAGUCCCAGAGACAAUAUGCGUGUGAAUUAUGCAGGAAACCUUUUAAACACCCAAGCAACUUGGAGCUUCACAAACGGUCUCAUACAGGUGAGAAACCUUUUGAAUGUAACAUUUGUGGGAAACAUUUCUCUCAGGCAGGUAACUUGCAGACUCACUUACGACGGCAUUCUGGUGAAAAACCAUACAUCUGCGAGAUCUGUGGAAAGAGGUUUGCAGCCUCUGGCGACGUCCAACGUCACAUUAUUAUUCACUCAGGAGAAAAACCACACUUGUGUGACAUCUGUGGUCGAGGGUUUAGUAACUUCAGUAAUUUGAAGGAGCACAAAAAGACACACACGGCUGAUAAAGUCUUCACCUGUGAUGAGUGUGGAAAGUCUUUUAAUAUGCAAAGGAAGUUAGUAAAGCACAGAAUUCGGCACACGGGGGAGCGGCCUUACAGCUGCUCUGCCUGCGGAAAAUGUUUUGGGGGGUCAGGUGACCUCCGCAGGCAUGUCCGCACUCACACUGGGGAGAAGCCGUACACGUGUGAGAUCUGUAACAAGUGCUUUACCCGCUCCGCAGUGCUCCGGCGGCACAAGAAGAUGCAUUGCAAAGCUGGUGAUGAGAGCCCAGACGUGCUGGAGGAGCUCAGCCAAGCUAUCGAGACCUCCGACCUCGAGAAAUCUCAGAGCUCAGACUCUUUCUCCCAAGACACGUCCGUGACGUUGAUGCCAGUGGCAGUUAAACUCCCCAUCCACCCAGUGGAAAAUUCUGUGGCGGAAUUUGAUAGCCACUCUGGUGGCUCCUAUUGUAAGUUACGGUCCAUGAUCCAACCUCAUGGAGUUAGUGACCAGGAGAAGCUGAGUUUGGAUCCUGGUAAACUUGCCAAGCCCCAGAUGCAGCAGACACAGCCUCAGACCUAUGCUUACUCGGAUGUGGACACCCCAGCCGGUGGCGAGCCGCUGCAGGCCGAUGGCAUGGCCAUGAUCCGCUCCUCUCUGGCUGCUUUGGACAACCACUGCGGUGACCCCCUGGGCAGUCGAGCAUCUUCCACCGCUUAUAGGAACUCAGAGGGCCAGUUUUUCUCCAGCAUGACUCUCUGGGGGCUAGCGAUGAAGACGCUGCAGAAUGAAAACGAGUUAGACCAGUGAUGUACCACGCUUCUCCACAGUAGAGCAGGCUCAACGGCCUCCACGGGAAGGAGAUGUGCCCGUGGUGCUGUCGCUAGAAUAUCAAGGUGAGACUGUGGAUGUGGCACGUCACAGUGAUCUGCUUAUAGCACCGCCUCCACGGAGGACUGUGUGGAGAGCAUCCUCGAAUACUCAUGAGCAGCGCUAACUCAGAAGUACAAGAUAAACGAGAGACCAGUGACGAGGAGAGGAUUUUCAUAGAAAAACAGCACAGUUGCAGAGUAGGGCAUCAGCUCUGAAGUCCAUUACAGGUGCAUUUCCUGGUUUCCCAACCAUCAGCUGCACUGCGCUCCUGCCAGGCUGGCUCAGUGAGCAUCUGUUGUCCCCGUUGCACACAUGGAGUGAACUUGGAACACAGUGGCCGCACGUGAAUGUGGAUCUUCCUCCUUCCUCCCCGUGUCCUCUCCUCUCGUGGCCUCCUCUGGCUCCUCCCUCAUCCCAACUCCUGUAGCUCUUCAGCCUCGCAGCACCUACAGCCCAUCCAUCCCCUUGGCUGUCCCUGUGGACCCUCCUCCGCCAUGGUUCACCCGCCAAUCCCUUUAUCCAUUUCACCUGGUGAACCUCUAGUGCUACACAGAGGUAGCCCAGCCAGGCUGGUGAGCAACAGCCAUUCUCCAGUUUCUACAGCUCUCCUGAGCCCCCACCCUAUCCUACAAUCCCCUCUCCUUGAUCCAGGCCACAUGCUACCCUAGACGCUUGUGUCACAUCUUCUCAGACCUCUGCAGCUUGCCUGUCGUGCUUAUGGCCUUGCUUCCUGUUUCUCUCAGAACCUAGAAACAAAUAGGGGCCAGGCAUGGUGGCUCACGCCUGUAAUCCCAACAGGUUGGGAGACUGAGGCAGGUGGGUCACU